AUGCAAUCACCAGUAAAGAUUCACACUGUGGAGUCGAGUUACUCCGACACCUACCAGGAAGCCGUCAUCGCCAACUACGACGAUCCGCCCGCGGUCUGGGAGAAGGUUCUUGGAGAGACCUUGUCCUUCAAUGGGGGUCUAUUCGACGAGGCAGAACUCACCGCCGGACCCAAGCCAGGACCGGUUGGAGCGUCCGAGUUCCGGGGCAUAAAUCGCCAAUUGGAACUCGCCGGGCUGCUCUCGCCAGACCGGCAGCUUCUUCGUCGAAUACUGGAUCUCGGUUGCGGCUGGGGCGUCCUGACACAACAUCUGGCCAAGGUCUUCCCCGAGUGCCAGUGCAUCGAUGCAAUCAACAUCAGCCAGCAGCAGCUAGACUACUGUGCUGAGAAACUGCCGCCGGAGCUUCGCAAAAGGGUCAACCUGUAUCUGUGCAAUGCCCAGGACGUCGAUCGGCUUCCGGACCCAACGGAGCCAUAUGACUUUGUCUUUGUGCGGGGUGUCUAUUUCCAUCUCCUGCCUUCUGUCUUUGAGGCCUCGGUAGCCCGACUUGCGCAGAGAAUACGCCCGGGAGGGAUAUUGCUUCUUUCUGAUCCGCUAUACAGAGAUGCGGAUGUGAAUGCUCCUGUGUCUACCGCGUCGGAACCAUCAGAUGGGUUGGGCACUGGCGAUCAUAAGAGCCCGCAGUAUUACACUUCGGUUCUGAAGAAGCAUGGGUUCCAGAUACAGGACCUGCGGGUGCUGCCUUCCAACGUCGAGUUCAUUCACUGGUUUCGAGUACUGCGACUCAACAUUGAAGCAAACUUCCCGACUUUCCCAAAUGGUGUUUCCGUGCCGGUGAAGGACCUGCAUGAAUUUGCAGAGAGCUUUGCUCAAAAGCUAGCCGAGGACAAGGUUUCCAUGUACAGUAUUGUCGCACAGCGAGCCACAGGCUAA
Messenger RNA from Metarhizium brunneum ARSEF 3297, 933 nucleotides. RefSeq lists its product as uncharacterized. The record is from RefSeq and is a predicted model, not a curated record. NCBI's taxonomy places the organism in Eukaryota, Fungi, Ascomycota, Sordariomycetes, Hypocreales, Clavicipitaceae.